AUGCAGGCGGACACCUGCUCACGUUUGACGUUGAUCGUUCGGCAGGUGGCGAAUACGCUUUCGACUGUGUGCUGCUUCGCUUCGAAGAAGCAUCGUGAGCGCGAUAAACUCAAGACCCUCAGAGGAUCCAGAUCGACUCGAGACAGUGCAGCAGAACUUCGUUGGGGUGUUUCCACGGCUGAAGAUGAAGACGACGACGGGCCUGGGAGCGAUGACGAAGACGUCCUCACGUCUCUCGGAGCGUCGUAUCGAGCGUGGCGUGUGUAUCAUCGAGAGAAACGCGCACACGACUACACCAAGAGCAGAUUGGUGGUCGCUAUCAGGCGCGAAGCUGGGCUUGUGAAGCUACUAGCGCGUACAGGUGGAACUGCUGAAGGCAUCGAGUACACGCUGAUGAGACUGGAAGAUCUGGAGGCCACUAUGAUGCGCCUGGAGGAGAAAUACAAUGCUGCAGUUGAUGAACAAGUAUUGUGUGAAGAUCUUGCUCUGGAGCGUGAGAACUUGCAAGCACAACGUCAGUUGCACAGUGAUCGUCUCCACAAAGCAAAUGCAGCAAUUUUACAUUGGAAAUCGCAGUAUGAAGAAGUACUAUCGCAGCUGACGUCGAGUAACUUGGAAAAGGAACGACUAGGUGGAGAACUCCGCAAGGUGAAAAAGGCUGCGGUGUUGGCGAUGAACCGACAGUUCGUCCAACUUGACGCGAAUGUAGUCUCUCAGUCGUUGCUGCGCACUGCUCGACACCACGAGAAAGAAAGCAAAAAGAGGUCAUUUAGCAGCGAUGAGAUAUGCUGA
Molecule: messenger RNA, 792 nt
Organism: Phytophthora nicotianae INRA-310
Lineage: Eukaryota; Oomycota; Peronosporomycetes; Peronosporales; Peronosporaceae
Exons: 1
Coding region: 1-792 (263 amino acids)
Source: RefSeq, a predicted model, not a curated record